AUGCAGCUAGUUGUUUUAAUUCUAGUUCUUACUUCAGCUUUUAAUGUUUUGGUCGUCUCCGAUAUGUUUCGUCUUCGCACAUUAAGAUCUGGGGAUAUAAUCACAAUGGAGGACGGCCCGCUGGACGAUGCAAAUGUGACAAAUGAAAACAAUAGGUUACGUAUUAACAAGGAUAAAACAGACCUCUACGCAGCGGUAGAUGAUGACCACCAUUUGUUAUUUGCUAACAACUCCUAUGCCUCGGAAAAAACCGAAGGCUACUUUCAACAAACAUCUAAGCAUGUGGCUUCUUCACCAUUUUCCAUAAAAGAUGGAUAUCUGAAUUACAAAAAUAGUAAGAAGUUUUACGCAGUUGCCGAGGAUAAUGGUUAUACGUUGUAUACAAGGGCGGCUGGUGGCGAUGCCGUUGAAAUUGUCCUCAUGGUUGAGUCCAUUGAUGGCAAAGAAAUUCCAGAUUUUCCUUAA
Molecule: messenger RNA, 465 nt
Organism: Zygosaccharomyces rouxii
Lineage: Eukaryota; Fungi; Ascomycota; Saccharomycetes; Saccharomycetales; Saccharomycetaceae
Exons: 1
Coding region: 1-465 (154 amino acids)
Source: RefSeq, a predicted model, not a curated record